AUGGGUCUCUUCAAUCGCAAGCCACGCCGAGAAGACUCUGGUGACGAUGGCAGCAACUCUGAGAAUAAGAAGGAGAAGGGAGGCUGGAGGAGACCAGCCAAUACUGCAUUCAAGCAGCAGCGGCUCAAGGCAUGGCAGCCCAUUUUGACGCCCAAGACUGUUCUGCCUACAUUCUUCAUCAUUGGCUUGCUUUUCGGACCCAUCGGUGGUCUCCUGAUCUGGGGGUCGUCGCUCGUCUCUGAGAUAACGUUCGACUAUUCACAAUGUGAGAAUCUCGAGGCAUCCACGCAGAAUGGGUCAUACACUUUUUCCGAUGUCCCCAACUAUUCCUAUCGACUCCGCUCGUCUGACAGUGGGGUAUCAGUAUCCAAACCUCAGAUGGCAUUGCUUAACAAUACCGGAAAUUCGAGCGUGACGGACGUCUCUCAGGAGCUCCAGUGUGUUCUCCGGUUUUCGGUUCCCAGAAACUUGGAACCGUCUGUAUUCAUGUACUACAAGCUCACAAAUUUCUAUCAAAAUCAUCGGCGCUAUGUCAAGAGUCUGAACUCUGACCAGCUGAAGGGUACUUAUGUGUCGCCGAGUAGUCUGGAUAGUAGUGACUGCAAGCCACUGGGAACGCGGGAUGGGAAAGCUAUCUACCCGUGUGGAUUGAUUGCAAAUUCUAUCUUCAACGAUACAUUUUCUUCCCCCGUACUACUCAACUCCCCAAAUGAUACCGAGGCAACAGUCUACGAAUUCUCCUCCAAUGAUAUUGCUUGGUCAGGAGAAGCCAAGAAAUACGUUACGAGUCCCAUCAGCUCUAGUGGCUACUCCUCUGUAGAUGAGAUCGUCCCGCCACCCAACUGGAUGAAACGCUAUCCAAACGGCUACAACGACACGAACCUACCAAAUCUCAAAGAGGAUUUGCACUUCCAAAACUGGAUGCGAACAGCAGGUCUUCCUACAUUCACGAAGCUCUACGGGCGGAACGAUGCUGAUACGAUGUUUGCUGGAACUUACCAGAUGGUUAUCGGAUUAAACUUCCCGGUUUUGCCGUACAAGGGCACGAAAUCUGUUGUUAUCACUACGGUCUCGUGGAUAGGUGGGAAGAAUCCCUUUUUGGGCUGGGCAUACGUUGCAGCAGCAACACUAUUCGUUUCGUUGGCAGUUGUAGGAACUGCACGACACCUUAUUAAACCUAGACGGCUUGGUGACAUGACACUGCUUUCAUGGAAUCGCACAUAGACUGCGACAGACAUCAGCUUAUCUCCGUAAAUUCUGUCACAUGUACCGUAUACAAUGUUGGAUCUAUCCCUAGUUUCUGCGAGGAAGUCACUACACAGAACUUAAUUCAUCUAUUUAUUUCCUUGCAAGGAGAAGCCAAUGCCUUGGCACCGAAUUACUGUACAUCCUGACAAGUCUAUUUCUACUUCGAACUUGGCAUCUGUUAAUUGUUGAGCGACCCAUAUUGC
Guyanagaster necrorhizus is the source of this 1451-nucleotide messenger RNA. Its product is annotated as Lem3/Cdc50. The transcript has 5 exons. The record is from RefSeq and is a predicted model, not a curated record. Lineage: Eukaryota; Fungi; Basidiomycota; Agaricomycetes; Agaricales; Physalacriaceae. Gene Ontology annotation, cellular component: Golgi apparatus; endoplasmic reticulum; plasma membrane. The coding region runs from base 1 to 1224 and encodes 407 amino acids.